CGGUCCUAGGCGCGCGAAUAUCCAGUUGUCUGGCUUUCAAUUUUAGCCUUGGGUGAAGAAAACCUCAACGUCACACCAUCUACCCCUUCCGCUUCCUGUCACCUUGUUCCUUUCACCGAUCCCGCUUCCACUUGGGACGCUAUGCCUCGCUUUCGUCGCGGUCACCUGUCAGACCGGCCGCACAGGCAUGAAGAAGACCCCUUCGCGAAGAUUCUAGCUCCACCGACCGACGAGACUAUCGAGGAGAGGGAGAAGAGGUUAGCAGCGGAAGCAGAAGCCCAGAAACGCUCCGAUGCUAUAGACGAGGAGAUCAACAGACAGAGGAUGGCGGAAAGGCGAGAGCCAAAACAUAUCCGCAUACUCUUACUGGGCCAAAGCGAAUCUGGCAAAUCAACCACGCUCAAAAACUUUCAAUUGAUGAAUUCCCCAAAGGCCUUUCGGAAUGAAAGGGCAUCAUGGAGAGCAGUGAUCCAACUAAACGUGGUCCGCUCAAUCCGACUGAUUCUCAACCUAAUGUCAGAGGUUAGCGCUAGCAGUGGGAAUGGCCGAUCGACUCCGACGUCCAUGAUGGCCACUUCACGCCCAGGAAGCCCAAGCGCCGAUCAAUUCGACAGUGGUGUCGUACUGGGACCCGAGCUUUUGAAGCUCAAGAUGCGACUGGCUCCUCUUCAGCAAGUAGAAGAAUCACUUCUGAGAAAACUUAGCCCACCUGGUUCUACGGACUUCGAAGCGACACAUUUGGCACCUGUCACCAACCUUCCUUAUGCUGUGCGCUCUGGCAAGUUCACGCGAGAAAUUGCAGUCCACUCCAACUCCCAGUGGAAGGGCGCCUUCUCGAGACUCAUGACCUCCGUCAGAACAAGUAUCGGUAGCGAGAUCGACCUCACAGAAGACCCUAAUGACCCGGGGGUGAUCCUUAACGCCUGUGCCGAUGACAUGAUCAAGCUCUGGAAUCACCCUAUAAUAAAGACGCUACUUCUGGCGCAUAACCUGCGCUUGGAGGACAAGGCCGGAUUUUUCCUUGACUCCCUUGAACGCGUAACCUCGCUCAGAUACAUGCCGACUGACGAUGAUAUUCUGCGGGCCCGAUUGAAGACGCUGGGAGUGUCCGAGCACCGGUUCAAAUUCAAAAACACAGCAACGAUUGGAGAAUCUUUGACGUUGGCGGAGCCCGUUCACUACGAGGUGAGAGCACCUUCUACUAGCAAUCCAACAAUUUCAUUGAAUGUGAUGUGUUCCUAUCUAGCCGCUUGGGCGCCCUACUUCGACAACAUGGAUGCAAUCAUUUUCCUUGCCCCAUUGUCAGGCUUCGAUGAAGCCCUCGCCGAGGAUCCCAAUACAAACAGGCUGGAGGAUUCAGUCCUGCUCUGGAAAGCAACAAUCUCAAAUCCCCUGCUAAAAACGGCGCAAACCGUCCUCUUCUUGAACAAGAUGGAUAUUUUUAAGGCCAAACUUGAAUCGGGUAUUAAAUUCGGGGACUAUGUCGUUUCGUACGGGGACAGACCUAACGAUCCAGACACUGCCGCUGCUUACUUGAGAAAGAAGUUUGCUGGCAUUCAUAAACAGCAUUCACCCAUCCCUCGAAUGCUAUACUCGCACAUGACGGCUGUUACAGAUGUCAAAUCUACGCAAGCAAUCCUAACGAACGUGAAAGAUAUGGUUCUGCGGCAAGCUCUCGAGAACACGAAACUAGUUUAA
Molecule: messenger RNA, 1698 nt
Organism: Coprinopsis cinerea okayama7#130
Lineage: Eukaryota; Fungi; Basidiomycota; Agaricomycetes; Agaricales; Psathyrellaceae
Product: guanine nucleotide-binding protein alpha-4 subunit
Exons: 14
Coding region: 142-1698 (518 amino acids)
Biological process (GO): adenylate cyclase-modulating G protein-coupled receptor signaling pathway
Cellular component (GO): heterotrimeric G-protein complex
Molecular function (GO): G-protein beta/gamma-subunit complex binding; guanyl nucleotide binding; G protein-coupled receptor binding
Source: RefSeq, a predicted model, not a curated record